GCUUGUCGCCCACUUGGCCGUCACGUCCCGUCCCGUUCCGGCCCGUCAAAAUACGGAUAGGAUUAAAACCAUGCAAAUGAAUAGACUAUCGCACAUUAGCCCGUCACGGCACGGAACGGCGAGUCCGUCGACGGAACAGAUUCCAGCUCUCCGACUCUCCCCGUCAAAUGACGGCCCGUGCCGGGACGGGCCGGGACGGGCCGGCCAAGUGUGCGUGAAGCCGGCCGUCGCCGGCCGGCGCUGGCCUGCACCAACUUGUGGAAGCCUGUCGAUCGCAUAUACAUAUGUUUUGCAAUUAUUUCGGCAGUUGUUGUUGUUGAGUCCGAGAAAGCAGUCCUAAGAAAAAAAAUUAAAAAUGGACGAUGAAAAAUUAAUUUGUUUAGUACAAAAAUAUAGGGAAAUUUAUGAUAUAACUGAUAGUGCUUAUCAUAACCAGCAACAAAAGGACAACAUAUGGGAGGAAAUCGCUGGAGAAAUAAACAGACCCGUUACCGAAUGCAAGAAAAGAUGGAGCACGUUAAGAGAUACCUAUCGAAAAUCUCUUAGGUCUCAGAGAACUAAAAGUGGUGAAGGAGCAAAAAAAAAAAAGAUUUGGCGAUAUGACAAACACAUGUCUUUUUUGCGAUGUUUUUUAGUAGACAGACAGCAAAUUAGUAAUGUUGAGCAGUGUGAUUCAUCAGAAGAUGAAACACAGGAGCGGGAAGAAGACAGUAAUGUCACAGAUGAUGUUAGCAGUCCCAGCAGUAUUCCAAAAGGUCCUUCUACAUCCAAACCUUGCAGUUCUGCCUCUAACACAUCUCAAACAUCAACUCAUAAAGGGUCAAAACAGGCAAAAAAAACACUUUCAUCAGCAGAAGUGCUUCAUGAUUAUUUAAAAGAAAAAAACAGUCAAAAAAAAACACCACUAGAAAGACAGAACGCUUCAGAUGCUAUAUCAAAAUUUUUUGAUUGUAUGGCAGAAACAGUUAAAACAUUGUCUCCUCAGUUACAAAUUGAAGUCAAAUCAAAAGUUUUUGCAAUAGUUAGUGAUGCAGAAAUAAAAAAUCUAAAUUUUAGCCCGAUAAGUCCAACCACCAGCCAAAAAGUUACUUUAAUUUCUAAUCAACCACCUCGAUCUACAAAUGUUCCUCAACAAAAUAGGGUCACAAUGCCACAACCACAUUUUCACCAGCAACAGCAGCAUCAGUUGCCAUAUCCGCAGCCUCAAACACAGCACUCACCAGCCAUAUCACCAAAGCCCUUUUCACAAUCACAAUCACUCUUAUCAUCAUAUUCUCAGCAACACAUACCAUUUGCUUCUGUUCUACAACCUACCACCAGUUUCACCGAACAUUUUGAUGACAAUAACGAUGAUAAUGAUCUUACACAGAUCUAGAAUGCUAUUUCGUAUUCUAUAGUCGGUGGUGUUAGUGACAUUAAACACCAAAAUAUUUCACUUCCGGAUACCAGCACCAAAUUUUGUUAAAAACAGUUUUUACACAUAUAAGAGAUUGAAAAAACUAUCCGAAGACUGGGGGUAAGUCUCCUGUAUUUUGGGUGGUUGUAAAUAUUUUUACACAAACGCCACGGACUAUUAUGCUUUAUAUUUAGAACAAUUAAUAUUAUUUGUUGGUAAUUAUCAAAGAAUGUUUUUUUAUUUCGUUUUUUUUAAGAAAAGAAUAUUACUUUUGUGCUUUGACAUUUAUAAUAAACAUUAAUAAGCUAAAAUACCGAUUUAUUACUUACCUUAAUGCUACGGCAAGCCUUUCUUCUUUCGAUAUUGCUCUUCGAAAUGAGGAAUUUUGAAAUGAUAAAUCAGGCUCUAAAAUAUCAAGCAGUUCUAGGAAUUUAUUAUGCGACAUUCUAAAAUAUUGAAAAAAUUUCUUUUCAUCUUCUUUUAAAUCGUUAAAUAAAUGAUGGAAUUCUCCGAGUUCAGCCCUCUUUUGAUUAAUGGGAUGGACCCACAUCUUUCUCUUUAUCUUCUUUUUAUUUUCUUCUUCUUCUGCCAAAAAUGCGGCCGCUACAAUAACUUCUUCAU
Sitophilus oryzae (rice weevil) is the source of this 2017-nucleotide messenger RNA. Its product is annotated as transcription factor Adf-1-like. The transcript has 2 exons. NCBI's taxonomy places the organism in Eukaryota, Metazoa, Arthropoda, Insecta, Coleoptera, Curculionidae. Gene Ontology annotation, cellular component: nucleus; transcription regulator complex. The coding region runs from base 356 to 1375 and encodes 339 amino acids. Gene Ontology annotation, molecular function: DNA binding. Gene Ontology annotation, biological process: regulation of transcription by RNA polymerase II. The record is from RefSeq and is a predicted model, not a curated record.